GCAUGGAUGUUGUUCCUGUCAUUCAGAUCCAAAAAGGCACGCAUUGGUCAUUGCUGAACCCCGUGGCGCAGAUAUUCUGCCAGGCACUGAGCUGCAGAUGAGACUGUUGGAGAAGUGCAUGGUGGACGUGCUGAAUAGAAACAGAUGAGCUAAUUCUUUUUAAAUUUCCAUUUCUUCAAGAUGCUUCUAAAGGCACAAUCCAGGACAGAAGUGUGACGCUUGUCGGUGCUGGACACAGCCUGCUUCAGAACAGGCAUUAUCGGCCUUCAGUCAAGAUGGUGGCGUUUAACUUGAAGGCUUUGGAGAAUUUCCCAUUGCUGAUGUACAUCUUGGCAGCUAAAACACUGAUUCUUUGCUUAGCAUUUGCUGGAGUUAAAAUGUACCAGAGUAAAAAACUUGAAGAAAAAUUGAAGAGGGAACGUGAAGCGAAAUUGAAGAGAGAAGCAGAGAAGAAGGGUGAUUAAAGGAAUCUCUCAGAUUCUGUGACACUUGGCAGCUUGCUUGGAUUCCUUUCCUGGGAGAACGAAGUCUUCCUGUAGAUGAAGGAUGUGUAGAAGGAAUAAAGCCCUCUGGAGUAACAUUCA
Molecule: messenger RNA, 584 nt
Organism: Tympanuchus pallidicinctus (lesser prairie-chicken)
Lineage: Eukaryota; Metazoa; Chordata; Aves; Galliformes; Phasianidae
Gene: SMIM11
Product: small integral membrane protein 11
Exons: 3
Coding region: 276-464 (62 amino acids)
Source: RefSeq, a predicted model, not a curated record